Ipomoea nil (Japanese morning glory) is the source of this 2095-nucleotide messenger RNA. RefSeq names its product transcription termination factor MTEF18, mitochondrial-like. Lineage: Eukaryota; Viridiplantae; Streptophyta; Magnoliopsida; Solanales; Convolvulaceae. Bases 246 to 1985 code for a protein of 579 amino acids. Gene Ontology annotation, cellular component: chloroplast. Gene Ontology annotation, biological process: chloroplast organization; regulation of DNA-templated transcription. The transcript is spliced from 2 exons. The record is from RefSeq and is a predicted model, not a curated record. Gene Ontology annotation, molecular function: double-stranded DNA binding.
AAAACCUUUCCGUCCAAAACCCCUUUCUGGAGUUUAUGGUCCGAUAGAGAGCUCCUUUGACAGCCGCCACCGGAGCUCUGAGCACUUGUCCUCUCCCCGACAAAACCCCGUCAAAAGCUACGGUAAGCUGCUUCUUCAAAACCUCGAUUGAUUGAUUAUAGCUAUAUUUACCUUUUUAAAACUCAAUCUUUCAUGUUCUCAGUUCAUUUCUCGUUUCCUACCCUGCACAUUUCAACAAAAUCUCCAUGACCCAUUUACAGAAACUCAGAGUUUCACCUCUUCUCAAAUGGUUUUCUUCUUUCUUUGAUUACCAUUUCGGGUAUACAACUCCGACCCUUUGGCUUCCUGGGUCAGCCCAGGUCGCUCAGAGUACUAGGUUUUAUAGAACCAAAAAGAACGCUCCAAUUCUUGAGAAAACCCCCCAAUUUCCUCUCGCCGUCAGGCAAGAGGCCCAGGCUGCUCUUACAGAGUACCUGCAUUCCACCAGAAGCUUGCCGUUUUCCGAUGCUGAGCAUAUAAGUAGGAACUCACCGCAUUUUCUUGAAAGGUUGUUGAAGAGGGUAAAUCCUGACAAGGAAGUUUCGCGAUCUGUAGUGCGGUUCUUGAGGUACCAUCCUGUUAAUGAAUUCGAGCCCUUCUUUGAGAGUGUGGGGUUGAGCCCUUCUGAGUACUUGCCGUUUCUGCCUCCAAAGAUGAUGUUCUUGAAUGAUGAUAAGUUGUUGAUGGAGAAUUAUCAUGUUUUGUGUAACUAUGGUGUUGCGAGGAAUGAGAUAGGAAAUAUUUACAAGGAAGCUCCUGAGGUUUUUAGAUAUAGCCCUGGGUUGUUGAGACUAAAGCUUCAAUCUUUCGACGAGGUUGGCCUACAUCGGAUUACUGUGGCUAAGAUUAUUUGUUUGAGUCCUCACCUUCUGACAGGCGAUGAGAAUAAAGAUUUCUUUACUGUUCUGAAGAAGUUAAAGAGUUCUGGAGUCGAGACUGGAACCGAGUGUGAAUGGAUUCAGGGGCAAAUAUCGAAGGGUAACGCUCAUAACUGGAGGCAUGUAUGUGAAGCGAUGUGUAUGUUGUGUAAGUUGGGUUCCCGUGAAGAGAAAUUGAGAAAGAUCAUAUGCCAGAAUCCAGAGCUUUUGUUUGAGACCUCGGGGCAUACUACUUUUUCACUAAUUGGGUUCUUGUUGAAAUUCGGAUAUGCACAGCAUGAUAUGCAGAACGUGUUUCUGCAGCUUCCAAAAAAUAAAGUUGGGAACUUUAUUAGGAAUCUACGCAGCUGUUAUAUUUUCUUGGUUGAACUUGAUAUGCAUAGCCAAGAUAUAGGGAAUAUUGUUCGUUCACACCCUGUGCUACUGGGCUCGUGCUCUUUGAAGAAAGCAGUUACCUUGCUUACUAACCUAAGAUCUGGGAAGAAGAGGAUUUGUAAAAUGAUCUUGACGGAUCCUCAUGUUUUGAAGAAAUGGGUUGUUGGUAUAAGACUCGAACCACUUCCGUCAACAGAGGAGGAUUUUAACUCAAAAUUGAUGAAAACAAAGUUCUUGUUGAGUCUGGGGUUUGUUGAGAACUCGAGUGAAUGGGAAGAAGCUCUCAAGGCAUUUCGAGGCAAAGGAUUGGAGCUUCAAGAGAGAUACGACUGUUUAGUGAAUUCCGGUUUGAAACCAAAGGAGGUGGCUAAGAUGGUCAAAGCAGCUCCACAUAUUCUCAACCAAAGUAAAGAGCACAUUGAAGCAAAGAUUGAUUUUCUCACAAACACCUUGGGCUAUCCAGUGUCUAGUUUAGUUGCGUUUCCGUAUUAUAUCUCAUACACAUUCGAGAGAAGCACACUUCGGCUUUCAAUGUACAAUUGGCUGAAAGAACAAGGGAGAGUUGGUCGAAAUUUGGCCUUGAGCACCAUUAUAGCUUGCUCAGACAAAAUAUUCAUAAAGACAUAUGUGAAUCCUCAUCCCGGUGGCCCUGACAUUUGGGAAAAGCUGAAGAAACAAGUGUAUCCAGAUUGAUCAAACUGUUAUUACUUCAUAUAGUUAUGCUGUGUCUGACACUCCUCAUUUGCUUGGUGGAAGGAGAUAGAAAUGUCUGAUAGCUUACCUUUCUACUUCUGCUGUGUUCU